AUGGUACAAGCCCCAGGCAUGAUGGAGAUUGAUGGAGAGGAAGGAGUGGAUAAACCAAGUUUUAUGCUGCUGGAUGACACCAGCAUUGCUGCACUAAUCCCAAGAAUUGGUCUCAGGGUUAAAUUCAAAAAGUUUCAUUCAGAGUUUUUGGGAGGUGAGACCAAUUCUACAUGGAUACAUCUCAAAGAGCGACGUCAGAUGGUGCGGUUGUUGGUUUCUCAGUUGAUGGAGAGAUUUGGGGAAAAAACCACACCUGAGAUCAAAAAGUAGAUGGCUCUAGCGCUAACUUGCCAGUUUCCUUGUUUGAAAAAUAGUGAGGGACAUGGAUGUGAGGCAUUGCAUACACCUGGUCGUUAUCUUCACCCUGAAACCAGGUAUUAAGAAGAAAGACUGCACAACUUGAGGAAAUGGCUUAGACCCCCACACAGCCAGAGACAGUACAGGCAGCCACAUUCAUCUCAGAAUUCCUCUUCUCGACCAAGUUUUCCACUGCCAGAGUCUGAGUUGUCUUUGACUGACAUUAACACAAUGAUUGAGUGGCUAAAGAACAACAGAAGCCCUCACAGUCAAGUUGAGGAGUUCAUGAAACUACAAGACUUUUCUGAAGGUCUGUUGUUUGUUGCACUUUAUGAAUUCUGGGCUCCUGUCAUCACUGACCAGAUUUUACUCUUUGCAAAGAAAGAACCCAGGGCUUUAAAUGUCCUUCCAGGAAAUCUGGAAACACUUGCAAUAGUUGGCACUAUAGUGCUGUACUUGAAUCACGAGAUAAGCCAGAAUCCACAUGUCCUGGUGCUCGGUGACAAGGACUCCUCCCAAGUUUUUAUUAUUUUAAACGGGGAGGCGAUGGAACAGAAGAUGAUUCUACAAGCAGUCGAUCUGUGUUUCGAACUUUUCUUUGUAUAUGACAUCCUCUUCCCAAAGCCCUCUGCUCAUAUUUGGGAGUUUUUGUAACACACAGUCUUCAAUAUUCCAGGAAGAGUUCCUUCUGCACACUGCCUCCUCCUUAAAAACUUUGUAUUUAGUAAUCAGUAA
Molecule: messenger RNA, 1032 nt
Organism: Carassius gibelio (silver crucian carp)
Lineage: Eukaryota; Metazoa; Chordata; Actinopteri; Cypriniformes; Cyprinidae
Source: RefSeq, a predicted model, not a curated record